UGUUUAACCACCGAGUCGUGCUCUUUUCUUUUUUCUUUCUCAUAGAAAAAAAAAAAGACUAGUCUAGGAUACUUCACCGCCGUGAUUUCUCACCCACCGUCACCACCACCGCAUCUUGUUAUUUGCACCGUUUUUUCUUCAACCAUAUCACACUCAAAUGGGUAUUACGUGGAGUAACAGAAGAAGAAACAAUUUCAUUCAAAACCCACCUCCACAACCACCACAACUUCCACCACCACCGCCACCACCACCUUACUAUUACUCAUCAGAAUCACACCAUCCACCACCACCACCACCACCUCAACAAAGUUACUACUAUCCCCCCUCAACUACUCCUUACACCCCACAACCUCAACCACAACCCCAUUCAUUCUACUUCUCCAACCCUAACAAUAACUAUCCUCCCAAUUCUACUACCAAUCGUAUUCAAUAUCAUCCUUCUUAUCAUCUCAAUCAACAACACCAACAACAACCGCAAUAUGCAUGGCCUCCACCGCCUCCCUCUUUUUACGCUCCUGCUGCUGCUUCUUCCACCCCACCUCCUUAUGUUGAUCAUCAAACUGCUAAAAAGAUUAGAAACAAUGUUAAUGUUCAUAAAGAUACGCUUCGCCUUGAGGUUGAUCAGCAUAACCCUGAUCAUUACCUUGUUUCUUUUGUUUUCGAUGCCGUCUUUGAUGGAAGCAUUACUGUCUUUUACUUUGCGAAGGAAGAAGAUAAAUGUAGGUUUGUUCCACUCUUUCCUGAUGCAUUUGUGCCAGUCAAAGUCCCCUUCAAGAAAGGAGUUGGCCAGAAAUUUGCUCAGCCUUCAGGAACGGGGAUUGACCUAGGCUUCUUUGAGUUAGAUGAUCUUUCAAAGCCUUCACCUGGGGAAGAUGUCUUUCCUCUUGUAAUAUGCGCCGAAACAUGUUUGGAAACUCCCUCGGAAAACGAAACUCCUAAAACUCCUGAUGAUUCCGUGCUAGAUGCAUCCCCUCACAUGCAAAUUACUCAAGCUGUCUUGGAGAAAAGUAAUGGUGGUGGUGCUUUCCAGAUAAAAGUAGUUAGACAGAUUCUUUGGAUUGAUGGUGUUCGUUAUGAGUUGAGAGAACUAUAUGGAAUAGGAAGCUCAGAAGCUGCAGGCUUUGAUGACAGUGAUCCUGGGAAGGAGUGUGUAAUAUGCAUGACGGAACCAAAGGAUACAGCUGUCUUACCUUGUCGACAUAUGUGUUUGUGCAGUGAGUGUGCGAAAGCUCUGCGGCUUCAAUCCAAUAAAUGCCCUAUAUGCCGUCAGCCAAUUGAGGAACUUAUGGAAAUCAGGGUGAAGAGUAGCGAUCCAUGACAGUUUUUUCUCUCCCCAUGCUAAGUUGAAUUAUAUGACGAUUCCCUUUGUAAGAAAACUUUCCUCCCCCCUUUUACAUGUCUGCAGUAGGGUAAUAUAUGGCGAUUCCCUUUUCUGUGAACUGUAGCCAAUAAUUUGUCUAUAAUUUGGGUGCGUAUGUGUUUGAGGGAAGAUUUGGCCAUGUACACUUUUGCAGUGGUUGAAUGUUACGCCUGUGUCAUCUAUACUGUAUAGGUCGUAAUUUUUUGUAGUGAUGUUUGAGAGAUUAUUUCCCUAAUGGUCGCCGAACAAGGGAAGCGAACAAGGGCUAAAUAUAAUGAUACCUGGCUUGGUCCGUAUUGAAUUCGUGUUUGUAAAUUAUUGCUUAUAUUUAAUCAUGUAGUCGUUUAUAUUUCUAAAAA
Medicago truncatula (barrel medic) is the source of this 1719-nucleotide messenger RNA. RefSeq names its product probable E3 ubiquitin-protein ligase LUL3. The transcript has 3 exons. Lineage: Eukaryota; Viridiplantae; Streptophyta; Magnoliopsida; Fabales; Fabaceae. Gene Ontology annotation, molecular function: ubiquitin protein ligase activity. The record is from RefSeq and is a predicted model, not a curated record. Bases 158 to 1318 code for a protein of 386 amino acids. Gene Ontology annotation, biological process: protein ubiquitination.